This is a messenger RNA of Pseudomassariella vexata, 2688 nucleotides long. Its product is annotated as kinase-like domain-containing protein. Lineage: Eukaryota; Fungi; Ascomycota; Sordariomycetes; Amphisphaeriales; Pseudomassariaceae. Gene Ontology annotation, molecular function: ATP binding; protein serine/threonine kinase activity. The transcript is spliced from 2 exons. The record is from RefSeq and is a predicted model, not a curated record. Bases 1 to 2688 code for a protein of 895 amino acids. Gene Ontology annotation, biological process: protein phosphorylation.
AUGACGGGCGUUAACGAACAAAGUAGGGCAGACGAAGAUGGCACGGAUCAGAUUGGCUACGAUACACCGCGCUCGGGUGUUGCGACGCCCCAGCCCGAUCUGACCGACAAACGACUCCCGGGCAUCAUGAGCUUCUUUGGCCAGGUUGGUUCCACCUCUCUGAAUUCAUUGUUUCGCUCUUUCCCCUCCACCCGAGCACCAGAAACUGAGUUAUCAUGUCCUACGCCACCCCAGGAAGAGAAGGAAGCCGACACACUCCCUCAACAGCUGCCCGGCCCAGAUGCGGUCAGUCUGAGCAAGGACUCUACAACCGAGGGAUUACCUCUCCUACCACAUGAGAGGAUAACCCCUCCAACAGAAGCGGAGCCUUCGCAACAUACGACUCCCCAGCUGAACCCUUAUCCAACACCACCAUGCUCCCAUCCGCCUUCAGAACGAGGACUGAAGUUGAGUGAUGCGAGCGGUGAUGGUGUUGAGCCCGCAGCCGGCGACGUUGUUGGCUCUGUACCGUCAUCCAAACAUAGAAAGAGCAUUUCGGAUCUUGCACAAAUGAAGUCCCGCAGGGCUAGCGUGGCGUCCCCUCUCUCCAGCAUAGUCACUGCUUCUAGCGUUCUUGCGAGUCAUCUCUCAAAUCCCACGGGCCGCACCGCAUCAACCACCCCUAGUUCUCCCUCCGGCACUCAUUCCCCUUCUGGGGAUGUUUUCUCCAAGUCCGCUUCAAUUGAUCGGCUUAAGAAGCUAACACAUGUUGGAACGCAAAAGAGUGGCCCGCCAACGCCCACCCGAGCAUUGUCCGCUGGCCAACCAUCCCAAGUUGAACCGAAAUCAUCUACGGCAUCAGUUUCCUCCCCUUCGAAGAACGGCGACACAUUCGAGGGUACAAGCGGGAGGCAGAUCCCAGUCGCUUCCCAAACCGGGGGUGCCCAAGCUCCUGUGCAGAGGGGAAAGUUAACCAUCAAAAUUCUAGAGGCACGGGGGCUUCGAAAGAGCCGGGACCCUUACUGUGUCGCAGUAUUCCAAAGGAGCGAAUUAAUCUCACCUGGACCGAGAACAUUUGAGGACGAUGACGAGUUGAACCUGCCGCCGGUACCCAUGGGUGGAAUACCUAUUCAACGACAAGGCAGUGAUGCGGGGCGGCCCAUGGCGAUUCCAAUGAGAAGCCGCCAGAGUAGCAAUACCAGCAUUACCGAUUACACCACAUUUCGCAACCGUACGCGAAAGUCUUUUACCAGCCCCAAGUGGGAUGCUGAGGCUGUAUUCGAUGUUGUGGAUUCGGAUAUGCUGGUUGACAUUUCGGUCUACGAUCACGGCGCCAACGGUGAAUUCCUAGGUCAUGUUGACUUCCAAGCUAUUAUACCCGGCAAAGACGAUCCAGUGCGUGGGUGGUAUCCGCUCCAGGGCCAUGCCGAUACCAUGGCGGAGAAUGCCCCGACCGGCGAAAUAUACGUUGAAGCCAUUUACCAAAGAACCGAGAAGAGGCAUUACGGGCCGGACGAUUUCCAGAUCUUGAGGCUCAUUGGCAAAGGCACCUUUGGUCAAGUCUACCAAGUUCGAAAGAAGGAUACGGGGCGGAUAUAUGCCAUGAAGGUGUUGUCCAAGAAGGUCAUUGUGCAGAAGAAAGAGGUGGCACACACCGUGGGGGAGCGGAACAUAUUGGUCCGGACGGCAAUGUCGGAAUCUCCAUUCAUUGUCGGUCUGAAGUUUUCAUUCCAAACCCAGAACGAUCUCUUCUUGGUCACCGACUACAUGUCUGGUGGAGAACUUUUCUGGCAUUUACAAAAGGAGGGACGCUUUGACGAGAAGCGGGCAAAGUUCUACAUUGCGGAACUCAUCCUUGCCAUACAACACUUACAUCAUAACGACAUCGUCUAUCGGGACUUGAAGCCGGAGAAUAUAUUACUGGACGCGAAUGGUCACAUUGCGCUCUGCGAUUUUGGGCUGUCCAAGGCCAACCUCACCAAGAACGAUACGACAAACACAUUCUGUGGAACAACCGAAUAUCUUGCUCCAGAAGUUCUCCUCGACGAGGCAGGUUACACCAAAAUGGUCGAUUUCUGGUCACUUGGCGUGCUCGUUUUCGAGAUGUGUUGUGGUUGGAGCCCCUUUUAUGCGGAGGAUACCCAGCAGAUGUACAAGAACAUCGCAUUUGGCAAGGUCCGGUUUCCUCGAGACACCCUUUCCCAGGAAGGUCGAAAUUUCGUGAAAGGGCUGCUCAACCGAAACCCGAAGCACCGUCUGGGCGCGGUCGAUGAUGCCGAGGAACUGAAACGCCACCCAUUCUUUGCCGAUAUCGACUGGGACAUCCUCACCAAGAAGUUGAUAACCCCGCCGUUUAAGCCCAAGUUGAAGUCGGAGACGGAUGUGUCGUAUUUUGACCCGGAAUUCACCAAUGCCCUGAACACCAACGGGUCAUUAAACAAGCGGGCUCAGCAGCUGGCCACUGGCUUUACUACAUCAACACCGCUCUCGCCCACCACUCAAGCGAAUUUCCAAGGUUUUACCUUUGUGGAUGAAAGUUCGCUUGAUGAUCACAUGCGAGGGCGAUAUGACGACGAAGAAAUGGAUGAUCGUCGGGACAAUGACUGGGACGACCUCGACGACCUUGAUCUUCGCAAAGCAAAUCGCAUGAGCGGCGUUGUACGAACAGGGCAAGAUGAACCGUUUGGCGAGUCUCAGUUCGACAUGUGA